AAUCUUGCCAAGUUACUAAGUAACAUGUAAUCUAAAUAAUCAGAAACUAGAUAGAGCUGGUCCUAUCAAGUAAACUUAGUUUAGAAUUCUUUUUAGGAAGACAAACUUUUAUUAGAACUUGUAAAACUAAUUGGUUGUACAUCUUGGAAUCGUGUUGCACAUGAACUUCAAUCUAUUAUGAAAAAUACCUAAAAAAUUCGUUCUUCUGCUGCUUGUAGAGAACGAUAUUAAAAUAUUCUUAACCCAAAUUUGAAUAAAAGUAAUUGGACAUUAGAAGAGGAAGACAAUUUAUUCACUCUUUAAUAAUCUUAUGGAAAUAGCUGGGCAAGAAUUGCUUCCCAAAUGCCUGGCCGCUCAGAUUUACUAUGUAAAAACUAUUUUUAUGCUACGCUAAGAAAAGUCUUACGUCGACUCACUAAAGCAGUAGGUUUAGAUAAAUGUAAUUUUUAUAUUCAUUCUUCUUUAGCAUCAGAUUUACUUAAAUAGAUUAAACCUAAUGUGUUAGGAGUAAUUUAUUGCAAAGAUGAUUCUUUUAAAAGUUUCAACAUUGACGAGAAAAUGAAAACAGAAUUUAAAUUACUUAUAAAACGAUAUAGGUAUACAGAAAAAGCAGAACUUAGAUUACUUUAAGAAAAUGAUGUGAACUAUAUUAAAUCUAUGCUAAAUUAGCUAUUUAUUAUCAAGUAAAAUAUACGAAAAAUUAUUAGUAAUAAUUAUAUUACCCAGAAAUAAAGAAAUUCUAGUAGGAAGAAUUCAAAAUAAGAAUUUUUUUCUGGAGAAAAUAACAGUAAAUCAACUAUUCCAAAUUGCUUAAAUGCUUAAAACUAAAAAAAUUCUAAACUGGAAUCUAAAUUAGAAUCUAAAAUUUUAAACACUGAAAAUAUUAAAUUAGAUUCCUAAGAAGAAAAUAUUCAACCUUAAAAUAAUUAGUCUAACUUCUAAUAAGCUUAUCAAUCUAUUUAAGUUUAUAAUAAUCUAAAUUAACUUCAUCCUGGUUUUAGUCCACUUAUUUAAUAUUAAGUAAAUCUCAAUUAUACUUUAGUAAUAAAUUUAAAAUCCACAACCUGUUUUAACAUUCUGCAUUUAACCAAACAUUAUUAUUAGACCAAUCUAAUCAGUUUAACCAUAUUACACCCCUUAAUACCUCCUUUAUCCUUAACCUCAUCCUCAGGUCAGAUAUGAGUUCAUAUAAAUGAUGUGA
Molecule: messenger RNA, 1201 nt
Organism: Paramecium sonneborni
Lineage: Eukaryota; Ciliophora; Oligohymenophorea; Peniculida; Parameciidae
Source: the annotation of a GenBank genome assembly